This is a messenger RNA of Liolophura sinensis, 2910 nucleotides long. RefSeq lists its product as uncharacterized. Gene Ontology annotation, cellular component: membrane. Bases 369 to 908 code for a protein of 179 amino acids. The record is from RefSeq and is a predicted model, not a curated record. Lineage: Eukaryota; Metazoa; Mollusca; Polyplacophora; Chitonida; Chitonidae. The transcript is spliced from 4 exons.
AAGAAAGAUAGGCAGGUUGGAGUUAAUGUUUGGGAUCUCUGCGUUUGAUUUUAACGGCUCUCCUUUCUUGCUCACCAACUGUGAGGGGACAACGGUUGGAGGUUGAGGACUGCUGGACGAACAUCAUUCUGACUGCCAGCAUCUGAAUCAUCCAGUUACUUGAUAUCACAUCACAGCUGUGCCAACCCUUGUGGCUGUGAACUGGGAAUUAAAGGAAGUUUUUAAGCUUCUCCCAUGCUGUGUACACACUAAAUGAUUUUCCCAGUAGGCCUUACAGCUGCAUGGGUGAUUCUGGGUGCUAGUAAUAUAGACUGAGGGAACCUGAAAGCAGAUUUGGAUACAGUCUGUGUGUAACAGCAUACAGCAUAAUGGCGUCGUGUACACUGGUUACUGCCAUUCUCUUAGUGUUACUGACCACAGUUGCGGUAAUCGUUGCCUUUACAACGCCACAUUGGCUAAAUUACAAAUUUGUCGGACGAAGUGAAGGCCUAUGGCUGCAGUGUGGAACAACAGACUGGGGAAACUGUGAUUGGUUCUUUUCACAAGAAUAUACAUCUAAAAUGGUACAUGCUGUGUGGUUUAAGGCUGUCCAGGGUCUGUUCACCUGUGCGGUGUUCAGCAGCCUGCUCUCCCUCAUGGUCGCUCUCUUCUCCCUAUGCUGUGGCUGUGACUGCUGUAACCCUCAUCAGGCUGCAGGUGCCUUUGCAAACCUCACAUUUCUGCUGCUGGCCGUGGCUAUGUGUGUGUUUGGAGCCAAAGCCCAUCUAGAAUUGGAUGCUGAAAUCAACCCUGACUACCCAAUCUGCUUUGGCUGGAGCUUCUGGCUGGGGGUGGGGGCAACAGUCCUCUCCCUUGUCUCUACUGUUCUGUACUUUUGUGUCAGCCGCACUGAGGAUGUUGUGGUCUAGCUGAAGAUGGAAUGAUAUCAUCUUGUGGAAACACUGACUAUCAUAGCCAUACAGUGUCUUGUCUUUGUAUAUCAGUGCAUGGAACCUGUCGGUACAUAUAAAGUGUACCAGGGUACAGCCAUGCUUGCAUGUUCCGAAAAUACCAACACAAAUGUUAUGGGUAAUGGCUCUUAAGUUUUUGAGGUUUGUCUUGCAUUGUAAAGAAUGUGUAUGGUGUAUGACAGACUUUAUUAUGCAGUUGAGUUACUGAUGUGGCAGGACUGUCAUAGUCAGCUGUUGUGCCUGUGUAGAGAAAUCUUUGGUGUAAACCAGUAUGACUGACAGCAGGACACUGAUGAGUUAAGAUGACUGUCUCGGUGGUUUCGAUUUUAUGAUGUCUUCCAUGCCAAACAGGAUGAAGUUUUGGAAGCAUAGUAAGUGACAGUUGCUUUCAUUACUUUCUCAGUUGUCUCUAAAUCUGAUCAUCAUUCAUACAAGUCAAGAAAGAAGUCCCUGUGGGAAACUGCUGAGAGGAAAAACAGCUACAUAUAUCUACCCAGUAUUACUUGUAAGGAAAAUACAAAACAUACGAAAAGUUCCAAUUUGAUCAAUGAUCUCUUGGAACUCUUUCUCCCAUUAUCUACAUAUACAUGUACAUGUUUAGUGAAGACGGUUGCAGCCAUUGAUUUGGUAUUUUGCUGAUCUUAAGAUUUAAAGAGAACAUAUCUUGUGCACUGUAAAUUGUUGAGCAGUUUUGCUUUCUGGCAGUACUUUUUCAGAUGUUAUUUUAUAGAAUCAGUGCUUCCCUUUUUCCAAGAUGUACUUCAUCAUUUCUGUGUAUUUUUUGUGUUAGUUUUAUUCAGGAUCAAUUUAGGUUUUAAAUCAGCUCUUCUUCCUUAGCUUUACAUGACGUAGAUUCCCUAUGACGCUAACAGUUACAAUUGUUUUAUUGGAUCAAUCCAUUUUUUUUAAUGCGUUAUUGUGAUGCCUGAAGGCAGCAAGGGUAUUUUAAUGAUUGUUUUCUAAGGUGUGCACUGGUGGGCUGUUGUGUUAGAUGUAGUCAGAUGUCCACAUACAUGACAUCUAAUUUGUUUAUUGUGGUGUGUAGGCCUACUUGUUUUAGAUUUUUUUACCACAUAUGUGUACUUUAGAUGGGACUCUGUUCAUGCACUGUGAAUUCCAUGUUGAUACACUCUGAUAUACAUUAUUCGUGUAUUCUUAAGACAUUACCAUACCUAGGAAAUCCAAACCUUAAGAGAUGGUUUCAUUGGACAGGCUACAGGUAGAAGUUUUGGGUGGCAGCCAUGCCCUUGGCCAGUUCACACAGCCUAAAGGUGCCCCAAAUCAUGAAAUAGGGCAUGAACAUUAAAUGUUUUGUUUUGAAUUGUUAAACAUGGAUCUAUUGGAUCGGGGAAGGGGGGAUAAUGUGGAACACCACAGGUCACAGAGACUAGACACCUGGAAGUGGGAAAUCAGGGUAAUUGCACCCUUUGCAGAGAGGUUAAAACUUUGCCAGAACGUAGAUCGCAACAUGCCACAGAGAACCAGGUUUGAGGUUGGGGAAUGUGAGAUCCUGAAUUGACUACACCUGACUGGACCCCCAUCGACCUUGUGGCCACCCGUGGUGGUGGUGGUGGCGGUGGCGGUGGAGGCUUACGGCUGUGAGAGAUGUGGGUACUCCAUGGAGCAGGUAUGGCGGCAGGCAUGUGUAGGGAAAUAAGAUAGCUCUUUCUGUUAUCUGACCGCCAGCCGUCUGAGAAAUUUCAGAGCAGCCAGGAUAGCCAGUUUAUGAGUAACGUCAAAAUAUGUACAGCAGUGCUGACCUUCUGCUGAGACCGCGUCGGAGGGCUGACUGACUGGCUUACCAGCUCACCACUCUGUGAUACGGCUGCGGUAAAUUACCAUGGCAACAGGCUCGGUGGCAUAAGAUGAAAAUCUGAGCCGGUCCUAAGUCACUGGUUAAAGAGUAAGAUGGUUGACUGACGGACGGCUGAACAGCUUGUGGUGCAGAGCCCCCCCACCC